UCUUCAGAGCAGCGGCAGCCGCUGGAGGAGUUGGGCGGCUGUUUCUCCCUCUCCGCCUGGAGGAGGAGGAAGAAGAGGAGGAAGAAGAGGCUUCGGCUGCCGCCUCUCUGAUCCUCCCCCCCUCCCCUUCCGCCCCACACCUUUAUGGACGAGCGCCGGAGCUUGCUCUACUCUCCGGCUGCCUCCUCCACCAGCCGCCAUCCGCGGGGCGGCUCGACCAGCAGCCACCACAACCUGGGCUACACCGAGCAGCUGCCCCCCGCCGCCUCCCAGCCGGUCCCCGACCAAGAGGAGGAAGAGGGUGAAGAAGGGGAGGAAGGCAGCAUGACCGUGGUGGGGGGCGGCGGAGACCCUUUGCUGGAAGAGCCACAGCAUCCUCAUCCUUUGCUCGGGGGGGACCGCUACGAUCACCCCCCAACUCCCGCCGCCGUCCCUGCCGGCCAGCCCGCGGGCGGUGGGGAGCACGAGUGCUGCGAGCGGGUGGUGAUCAACAUCUCGGGGUUGCGGUUUGAGACCCAGCUGAAGACGCUGGCACAGUUCCCCGAGACGCUGCUGGGGGACCCGCGUAAGAGGAUGCGCUACUUCGACCCCCUCCGCAACGAGUAUUUUUUCGACCGUAACCGUCCCAGCUUCGACGCCAUCCUCUACUACUACCAGUCGGGUGGGCGCAUCCGGCGACCCGUCAACGUCCCCAUCGAUAUCUUCUCCGAGGAGAUCCGCUUCUACCAGCUGGGGGAGGAGGCCAUGGAGAAGUUUCGGGAGGAUGAGGGUUUCAUUCGGGAGGAGCAGCGGCCGCUUCCCGACAAGGAGUUUCAACGCCAAGUGUGGCUCCUCUUCGAGUACCCCGAGAGCUCUGGGCCAGCCCGAGGCAUUGCCAUAGUCUCUGUCCUGGUCAUCCUUAUCUCUAUUGUCAUCUUCUGUCUGGAGACCCUGCCUGAAUUCAGGGAUGACCACGACUAUGAGGGAACUGGGGGAACCUUUGGGAUGGGCGGCGGCCCUCUCCCACCUGACGUCUUCACCAACUCCUCGUCCUCAGCCGCUUCCAUGGUGUCAUCCUUCACCGACCCUUUCUUUGUAGUGGAGACUUUGUGCAUCAUCUGGUUCUCCUUCGAGCUGCUGGUCCGUUUCUUUGCCUGCCCCAGCAAGGCCACCUUCUCCAAGAACAUCAUGAACAUCAUUGACAUUGUGGCCAUCAUUCCCUACUUCAUCACACUGGGCACCGAGCUGGCUGAGAGGCAAGGCAACGGGCAGCAAGCCAUGUCCUUGGCCAUCCUCAGAGUCAUCCGGCUGGUCAGGGUCUUCCGCAUCUUCAAGCUCUCCCGGCAUUCCAAGGGGCUGCAGAUCCUGGGGCAGACCCUCAAGGCCAGCAUGCGGGAGCUGGGCUUGCUCAUCUUCUUCCUCUUCAUCGGCGUCAUCCUCUUCUCCAGCGCCGUCUACUUCGCAGAAGCCGAUGACCCCAGUUCAGGUUUCAGUAGCAUCCCUGAUGCCUUCUGGUGGGCGGUGGUGACCAUGACCACAGUGGGCUACGGGGACAUGCACCCCAUCACCAUUGGGGGCAAGAUUGUGGGCUCUCUCUGCGCCAUCGCAGGGGUGCUAACCAUCGCUCUCCCUGUGCCUGUGAUAGUCUCCAAUUUCAACUAUUUCUACCACCGGGAGACGGAGGGUGAGGAGCAAGCCCAAUACAUGCACGUCGGGAGCUGCCAGCACCUCUCGUCCAGCGAGGAGAUGAGGAAGGCUCGCAGCAAUUCCACCCUCAGCAAGUCCGAGUACAUGGUGAUCGAGGAAGGGGGAAUCAACCACAGUGCAUUCAAACAGGCUGCCUUUAAGACAGGCAACUGCACAACCACAAACAAUCCCAACUGUGUGAACAUUAAAAAGAUCUUUACGGAUGUUUAAGAAAAAACAAAACCAAACAAACAGCAACAAAAUCUGAGGAUGCGGUAAAAAAAUAAUAAUAACAAUAAUAAUGCAAAGUGACUGUGUACUCGGUAUUGUGUGGAACAUGCACCAUCGUCGGUCUGUGUGUGCCCUUGUUUUUAUACGUUUAUUUUUUUAGAUCCUUCCUUUCUAAAGAUCCAAAAAAAAAAAAAAAAAAGGAUUUAAAAUUCUCCGAAGAAGACGACUAAAGGGUAAAGAGAAGGAAGAUGAAGACAAAACACACUCACCGUCGAAACAGGUGUUUGUUCUGCAACAUGUUGCAGGGCUGCUUUUGUUUUCUUGGUUUUGGGGACCUCUCGCUUUGCUCCUGGAUUCCCCCCCUUUUCCCUAAAGGCAGCGUGUAGCCGAUUUCCCUUCCAUCACAUAAGCUCACUUGUUGGAUUAACAACCCCGGAUUGGGUGGGGGGACGAGGAAAACAUGUUGCAGAGCGUACUGGAAGGGGGGUGGGAGGAAAUAACCAUUUAAUUUUGCAGACAGUCUCUGUUACCACAUUGUUAAAUGACACUUAAUAUUGAAACACGUGUUGUGCCGUUACGGGCACAUCACAGGUUCUCUUUUCUCCGCUGUUAGAUCAUUUAUGAAAUUCUAAUCUGGUCAGAGACCGAGUGCAAUCAAUGCUGAUUUAAACAGAAAAAAACCAAAACCCCUCAUUUUCUAUUUUUGAUUCCCUUCCCCUGCAACCCUACGGCAUUAUUUCAUCCAACGUCAAAUUUGUGGCCGUGCAACGGGUCUGUGUGUGGGGAGGAGGGAGGCGAAAGGCAAAAUGGAGCGGUUUCAGGUGCGUGGGGAGCGAUGCUGGCAUGGACCGGGGGAUGCAGGAUCCGGGACGGGCUCCUCACCGUGGCUGUGCAGCCUCAAACCCACCCAGCUGGAGACAAAGGGAUAUUUCCUCCUUUUUUUGCACUGUGUUUGGGAGAGAUGCAGCCACUUAUCGCAAGAAGAUUAAAGUGGCAAACAUGCCUUCCAGCGGAAGUCACUAAUUCGGACGGGAGUGAUGCAGUUGCCAUGGCGACCCUGGUUUCCUGGGAAACCCCCAAAGGUUGUCAUGGCAUCCCUUCUCCCAUCCCCCUUGGUCCUCAAUCUUCCCACAAAAAACCUUUCCAGAUGGUUCCAGCCCUGUCGUCCCACAGGACAUCGUGGCUCUGCCCUGCUACGUGACCCCAUCCCGGCACCCCCUUCCUGGGCCACGUCCCCCCUGCGGCUUCCCCCGUGCCGAAUAAAGCGCCCGUAGGCAAUAAGCACCCCACAAAUCCACCUCUCCCUCGCAGAGGAGCUCACACCUUGGCAGUGAAAUUUGGGGAUGGAGUCUCUCGUCCUGCAAACACGAGCGCUCGCCCCGCCGAGAACGACCCCGCGCUCCCCCUGCGCCGCACGGAGCCCGGCCGUGUCCCCAAACCCGCUGCGAAACGGCACCGAGCAGCUGGCGGGAAAGCUGGGCUGAAAAACCCCGGCAGCUUUUUGAAACAAGGGGGACACGACUAUAAAGAGCAGGAUUGAAAAGUAACCAAAACCCCGCCGGGGAAAAUGCGCCGGCUUCAUCUUUACGUGCGCACCAGGGGCCACGGGACAUCUGACGGGAUCAGAUAACAGAAGAAGUUUCGAAAUUAAGACCUUCAGGACUGUGUUGAGAAAUAAAACGUCUCCAAGGAAAUGGCAAACAUCACGGACACGACGACUGAUGCUGCUGUGGAGCCGACCGACGGAGGGUCUGUCCUCCCCCGUUAAACCCAUUUCAUAUUUCAUAUAUACAUAUGAAAUAUUAUUUGCCACGUUAUCUGUGUUUUCUAACAAGUGCAUUAUGUAGAAGGGAACAUCUCUGCAGCCAGAAGAUCAUCUUCAAAUCAUGUGCAAUAUAACGGGACU
This is a messenger RNA of Phalacrocorax carbo (great cormorant), 3802 nucleotides long. The record is from RefSeq and is a predicted model, not a curated record. NCBI's taxonomy places the organism in Eukaryota, Metazoa, Chordata, Aves, Suliformes, Phalacrocoracidae.